Molecule: messenger RNA, 1376 nt
Organism: Solanum stenotomum
Lineage: Eukaryota; Viridiplantae; Streptophyta; Magnoliopsida; Solanales; Solanaceae
Product: phosphoglucan phosphatase DSP4, amyloplastic
Exons: 14
Coding region: 130-1242 (370 amino acids)
Biological process (GO): starch catabolic process; protein dephosphorylation
Cellular component (GO): chloroplast
Molecular function (GO): carbohydrate phosphatase activity; starch binding; protein tyrosine/serine/threonine phosphatase activity
Source: RefSeq, a predicted model, not a curated record
AAAAUAUCAGACCAACUAUAUAAUAAAGUAUAAUACAGUAACUGAUAUAUUAAAAUAAAGGGAUAAAAAAUUGUUCAUAUCAGAUUCACAUUCUUCUUCAACUCUGCUUCAAAUCUAUUAAUUUUUCCAAUGAAUUGCCUUCAGAAUCUUCCCAGAUCCUCUGGUUUACCACUGAGAAGCUUCACAGGCAAUUCAAGAAAGCCUUUUUCCACUGUUGUUUCACUGGGGAUGACAAAAUUUGCUGAUCAGCGUCUAAGUACUGUGGCACAGGUUGUAUCUGGUCCUGAAUCUAGUACAGAGAAGGAUGAGGAAAAAUCCGAAACAUACAGUCAUGACAUGACUGCAGCUAUGGGAGCUGUCUUGACUUAUAGGCAUGACUUAGGAAUGAACUACGACUUCAUCCGUCCGGAUUUGAUUGUUGGGUCAUGUCUACAGACUCCUGAGGAUGUGGACAAGCUUCGGAGCAUUGGAGUAAAAACUAUAUUUUGCUUGCAACAAAAUCCAGAUCUCGAAUACUUUGGGGUUGAUAUCAAUGCUAUUCGUGAAUAUGCCAACAAAUGUGGUGAUAUUGAACACUUGCGUGCCGAAAUAAGGGAUUUUGAUGCAUUUGAUUUGAGGUUGCGGCUUCCAGCUGUAAUAAGCAUACUGAACAAUGCCAUCAAUAGAAAUGGAGGUGUGACUUACAUACACUGCACAGCUGGACUUGGCAGAGCUCCCGCAGUUGCGUUGACAUAUAUGUUCUGGGUUCAAAGCUAUAAACUUAGUGAAGCUUUCGAUUUACUCAUGAGCAAACGCUCCUGCUUUCCGAAACUUGAUGCCAUCAAAAGUGCCACAGCAGACGUUCUUACAGGCCUUAAAAAGAUGCCCGUCACGUUGACAUGGCAUGGUGAUAAUUGUACUACAGUGGAAAUAUCUGGGCUUGAUAUUGGCUGGGGCGAGAGAACACCUUUAAAGUUUGACGAGGAUCAAGGUUUGUGGACUCUCCAGAAGGAUUUGCAUGAAGGAAAAUAUGAAUACAAGUACAUUGUUGACGGUGAAUGGAUAUGCAACGAGUUUGAGCCGAUCACUUCUCCCAACAAAGAUGGACAUGUCAACAACUAUGUAGAGGUUCUUGACGAAAAUCCAGACAACAUCACUAGUGCAGCAGUACGAAAGAGGCUCACCGGUGAUGACCCUGAUCUUACCUCAGACGAAAGGCUCAUAAUCGAACAAUUUCUCGAAGCUUAUGCAGACGUAGAAUGAAGGAAUACUUAUUACUUACUAUACACUUAAUAAUUGUAAGCAAAGCCAAUAAUCUGCUAUAUAACUCAUGCAGUUGUAAUCAGUAUGCAGUUUUACAUUUGGGUUUCUACUUCCUUGACGCUUCAUUAAAUCCG